UUGUGUCGGCACGUGUUUCUUGCGCGUUUGACUGAAAAAAAGAAGUUGAAACCGGAUGCAGUAUAGAAGUUUUAUUGAAUUUAGUAUAAAUUCGACGCUUCAAAAGAGCAAUGACGUGUCGACAAAAUUUGACAUUUUGGUGUUGCACGCUUUUUCUUCUUUUUGCUUCAUCAUCGAAAUCUCAACAAAAUUUCACUCCUGACAAGAUUUCUAUUGCGGCAACUGAUGACAAGCGUGAUAAUUACAUCAAAAAUACAAGUAUCAUAAAUAUGAGCUUUCAGAUAGCAUCUGUAUCAUUUUUGAUGUCAACGUGUCUCGUGUAUUCCAUAUUGUCAGAACUCAGGAAUGUACAUAGCUUCAUAUUAUGCAAUUACACCAGUGCAAUGUCUGUUGGAUACACAAUUAGCAUUGUGUCUUUUCUAAUCAAAGAGGAUAGUGUAGAUUAUUCAGUCUGUAUUACAAACGCAUUUUCUACUUACUUUUGCUUUUUGGCAAGCUUCUUCUGGUUAAGUAUAAUGAGUUUUGACAUGUGGUGGACAUUUAGAAGAUUCAGUUCGUUACAAAAAAACGUAAGACAACGAGAAAAAAGAAAGUUGGUGUUUUAUUCAAUCUUUGCGUGGGAUUUACCCUUUUUCAUCGUUGUUAUCACUGUCAUUGUGAAUUAUGUUUCCGAAUGUUUGCCGGAGAUUUUGCGACCGAGUUUUCGCGAAGGAAAUUGCUGGUUCCCUGGAACGAAAGAGUUUGUAUUGUAUAUUUACGGAUAUGAAAGUAUUUGCAUCAUUAGUAGCAUUUGUUUAUCCAUUUCUACGGUAUUGAAGAUCGCGCGCUACGAAAAAGAUAUAAGUCAUUUGACAGAUUCGGAGAGCAAGAGAUAUAAUGACAAUAAGAAAUGGUUCAUUCUAUGUCUGAAGCUAUUUAUCCUGCAGUUUAUUACGAUGGGAAUAAAAUGGUCUAUGAUGAUCUGGCCUAAAAAUCCUAAUCCGUCCUAUUGUUUCUUAUGUGUUCUUAAUUUAAUGAAAAUUACGCCGCAUUUCUGUGUCUUUAUUAUUUUUCUAUGUAAAAAAGAUAUCAAGCGAAUGUUGUUGAAGCAAUUCGGCUGCGGUUUGUUUUUAGAUGAUCAAUGCUCAACAAAUGUAACAUCGUUAAGUACUUCGUCGUGCAUUACGUCAGGAGAUAUGUCUAUGCAGAAAAAGAUGAAUUCUUGCAAACAAAGAAUAUGUGAAAAAGAUAGGACUGAAUUCCAAUGUUGCAAUGUGCACAAAAAAAUUUUAUCGCAGAACCAAAUCAUACACGCAUGCACAAUGAUUAGCAAUUAA
Molecule: messenger RNA, 1316 nt
Organism: Cataglyphis hispanica
Lineage: Eukaryota; Metazoa; Arthropoda; Insecta; Hymenoptera; Formicidae
Product: G-protein coupled receptor Mth2-like
Exons: 6
Coding region: 111-1316 (401 amino acids)
Biological process (GO): G protein-coupled receptor signaling pathway; cell surface receptor signaling pathway
Cellular component (GO): membrane
Molecular function (GO): G protein-coupled receptor activity
Source: RefSeq, a predicted model, not a curated record